Messenger RNA from Quercus lobata, 4152 nucleotides. RefSeq lists its product as uncharacterized. Lineage: Eukaryota; Viridiplantae; Streptophyta; Magnoliopsida; Fagales; Fagaceae. The record is from RefSeq and is a predicted model, not a curated record. The coding region runs from base 1 to 4152 and encodes 1383 amino acids. Gene Ontology annotation, molecular function: DNA helicase activity. The transcript has 2 exons. Gene Ontology annotation, biological process: telomere maintenance; DNA repair.
AUGUUUGCAAUGACAUCUAUGGGUGGCAAGGUGGAUAAUAGAGUUAAUGAUGGUAGAGGCCCAUACAUUUUCAGACUUAAUGGUCAAACCCAUCAUAGGAUUGGAACACUUCUUCCUAAUAAUGGUGAGGACCCACAAUUUGCACAGUUAUAUUUCUAUGAUACUGAAAAUGAAGUCCAACAUAGAAUGAAUGCCUUUAGUAGCAGUACAGUUAAUAAAGACCUUGAUCCAUCUAUUGUUGAUGCAUUGGUCAAAAUGUUUGACGAGUCAAACAAUUUGGUGAAGAUAUUUCGUAUGUCUAGAGAUCGUUUCAUAGAACGUGAUAUUCAUCAUUUAAGAUUACGUCUUAUUGGCUCACGAACUACAAAUGGAAGAGAGUACAAUCUUCCUACAUGUUCUGAAAUUGCUACAAUUAUUGUUGGCGAUAUUGGUGUUGAUAAUGCAUUUUGUGAUAUUAUUGUGGAAUUAAAAGAAGGAGGGUUACAUAGGAUCAAUGAGUCGCAUCCAUCGUACAUGGCAUUGCAAUAUCCUCUUUUAUUUCCAUAUGGUGAGGAUGGUUUCAGGCUUGGCAUAUUGUACAGAAAUAUAGAUGAGACCAGAUCUGACACAAAUGACUUCGUUACUAUGAGAGAGUAUUAUGCAUUUAGAUUGCAAGAGCGGGAUGGUGAGGGACAUACAUUAAUAUCUGGUGGCCGAUUAUUUCAGCAAUUUGAUGUAGAUGCCUAUACAUGUAUUGAGGCAAUAAGACUUAUGUGGGUGAAAAAUAAUCAAGAAAAGUUAAGGAUUGAACUGUAUAAUGGAUUGAAGGAUGCGGUUAUGAGAGGUGAUACCACCCCUGCAUCCGCUGGAAAAAGAUUUGUUUUACCUUCAAGUUUCACAGGAGGUCCAAGGUAUAUGAUCGAAAAUUACCAAGAUGCAAUGGCGAUUUGUAUGUGGGCUGGCUACCCAGAUUUGUUCAUUACCUUCACAUGCAAUGCAAAAUGGCCGGAAAUUGAGCUUUUCCUAUCUAGGAAACUUGGGCAGAAAAUUGAAGACCGACUUGAUGUGGUUGCAAGAGUACUUAAGAUAAAGCUUGAUCAACUUUUAAACGAUUUAAAGCAUGGUCAACACUUUGGAAGAGUAAUUGCAGUUGUCUAUACCAUUGAAUAUCAAAAGAGAGGCCUACCUCAUGCACACAUAUUGCUUUUUCUGCAUAAUGAUGACAAACAUCCUACAGCAGCAGAAAUUGACAAGAUAAUCUCAGCAGAAAUUCCAGAUUUGAAAAAGGAACCACUGGCUUAUGAUGCUGUCAAACAAUACAUGGUCCAUGGUCCUUGCGGAUCUGUAAAUUCAAGGGCAAGUUGUAUGAUUGAGAACAAAUGUGUGAAACACUUUCCUAAAAAAUUUUGUUCUCAAACAACAGUUGAUAAUGAUGGUUUCCCAAUAUAUAAAAGAAGGAAUAAUGGAAUAUAUAUUGAAAGAAAUGGAGUCAAACUCGAUAAUCGAUAUAUAGUUCCUCACAAUAUUGAUUUAUUGGUGAAAUUUCAAGCUCACAUAAAUGUCGAGUGGUGUAAUCGUUCAAGGUCUAUCAAAUACUUAUUCAAGUAUAUUACGAAGGGACCUGAUCAUGCAACUUUGAUUCUUGAAGAAAAUUUACAUGUUGAUGCUUCUACUGGAAUGCAAAAUAUGACAGACAUAGAUGAAGUUAAAGCAUACUUAAAUUGUAGAUAUGUGUCUGCCAUAGAGGCAUGCUGGAGGAUAUUUGAGUUUGAAAUCCACUAUCGACAACUUGCUGUUCAAAGACUUAGUUUCCAUAUCGAAAAUCAACAGCCAGUUGUUUUUAAAGAUACUGAGUAUUUAGAUAAUGUUAUUAAUAGACCAGACAUCAGAAAAACUAAAUUUACAGAGUGGAUGAAAGCAAAUGAGUUGUAUGAAGAAGCAAGAGAAUUAACUUAUUCUGAGUUUCCAACAAAAUGGGUUUGGCAUAAAAGAGACAAGGAAUGGAGAUUGAGGAAGUCUGGAAGAUGUAUAGGGCGUAUAUACUAUGCUCAUCCUGCAAGUGGAGAGCGUUUUUAUUUACGGAUGUUAUUAAAUGUUGUUAAAGGAGCUCGAUCGUUUAAAGAAAUAAGAACUAUAAAUAAUGUAGUAUAUUCAGAUUUCAGAUCAGCAUGUUAUGCGCUUGGUUUGCUUGAUGAUGAUAAAGAGUGGCAUGAAGCUUUAAAUCAUGCGUCACAUUGGGCUUCAGGAAAACAACUUCAUGAGCUUUUUGUCACAAUGCUGAUUUUUUGUGAAGUUUCUGACCCUUAUAAAUUAUGGAUUUCGAAUUGGCGGUUAUUAUCCGAGGACAUUCUUCAUCGUCAGAGAGUAGUUUUACGCUAUGACAAUUUACAUCUUGAUGACUUCCAAUUGCAGAAUUACGCACUUAGUGAUAUAGAACAAAUUCUGAUAAGAAGUGGAAGAUCUUUGCAAGAAUUUGAAACAAUACCAUAUCCAAACACAUUGCUUCUGAGACAAUGUAAUAAUAGAAUAUUACAAGAAGAAUUGGAUUAUGAUAGAGAUUCUUUGGCAGUGGAACAUAUUGAACUUUUUAAUGGUCUUAAUUCUAAUCAAAGGAAUAUAUAUGAUGUAGUAAUUGAUUUUGUUUUGAGAAAUAAAGGUGACUUCUUAUUUGUAAAUGGACAUGGAGGUACUGGGAAGACUUAUCUUUGGAAAACCAUUAUAUGCCGGCUGCGUUCAGAAGGAAAGAUUGUCAUUGCAGUUGCAUCAUCUGGAAUUGCUGCAUUAUUAUUGCUAGGAGGGAGAACAGCUCAUUCGAGAUUUCAAAUACCAAUAAUUGUAACAGACAGUUCAACUUGCGGAAUUAAACAAGGUUCACAAAUUGCAGAACUUAUGACAAAAGCAAGUCUUAUAAUUUGGGAUGAAGCUCCUAUGACACACCGAAACUGUUUUGAAGCUAUUGAUCGUUCACUAAGAGAUAUUUUACAUUUUACUGCCAGCAAUAGUACAGACAAACCUUUUGGAGGAAAAACAGUUGUUCUUGGUGGUGAUUUUAGACAAAUUUUACCGGUUAUACCAAAAGGACGAAGAGAACAAAUAGUUGAAGCAUCAAUUACCAAGUCUUCAUUAUGGAACAAUUGUAGAGUUUUCAUUUUGUCCAAAAAUAUGAGGCUGACACAAGAUCCAGGUGAUAUUGGUGCAAGAGAAUUUGCUGAAUGGAUAUUAAAAAUUGGUGAUGGUGGACUUAAUGAUAGUGAAAGUGAAUCAUUGAUUGAAAUACCACAUGACUUACUAAUUCAACCUGGUAGUCAUCCUUUCAACGAUAUCGUGAAUGCUACUUAUCCUGACUUCCAAGCUAAAUUCAACGAUUCAAAGUACUUAGAAGAAAGGGCAAUUUUAGCUCCAACAAAUGAAGUAGUUGAAGACAUAAAUGAUUACAUGAUUGACCUUGUUAAUGUUGAUGAAAAGACAUAUCUCAGUGCAAAUUCAAUAUGUAAAGCUUCAACCAACAUUCUAGAUCAAGAUAUGAUGUAUCCAACAGAGCUUCUCAAUUCAUUGAAGUAUCCCGGUAUUCCAAACCAUAAACUUAGGUUGAAAGUGGGAUUGCCAAUAAUGCUACUUCGAAAUUUAAACCAAAGUGCUGGACUUUGUAAUGGUACCAGGCUUUUAGUCACUCAGUUAUCAAAAUGGGUUUUGGAAGCUCAAAUAAUAUCAGGAUCUUAUGUUGGAGAUAAAGUAUUUAUUCCAAGAAUAGUUCUUUCCCCUUCUGAAUCUAAAUGUCCUUUCGUACUAAAAAGAAGACAGUUUCCAGUAUCUGUUUGCUUUGCUAUGACAAUUAAUAAGAGCCAGGGACAAUCUUUGAAAUCUGUUGGACUUUAUUUAGAGAGAUCAGUUUUCAGUCAUGGACAGUUAUAUGUUGCCGUCUCUAGAGUUACAAGCAGAAAUGGUCUUAGAAUACUUAUUGUAGAAAAUGAUAAUGGCGAUCACUUUCAUACAAAAAAUAUUGUAUACUUAUUGAUAAUGACUUCGUGUUCUCAAAUUUCUCAACCAUGCCCAAGCUUCAUGUUUGAGUUGUGUAUCCAGUUCUCCGUAAAAACUUGUGAAUCUCCACUCCUCUUCCUUAUUUUUGCAAAUUGUGGCAUCAAUAUGGUUCUUCGAAAAAGUCUCUAUUGUUAA